This is a messenger RNA of Metschnikowia bicuspidata var. bicuspidata NRRL YB-4993, 995 nucleotides long. RefSeq lists its product as uncharacterized. The transcript has a single exon. The record is from RefSeq and is a predicted model, not a curated record. Bases 222 to 743 code for a protein of 173 amino acids. NCBI's taxonomy places the organism in Eukaryota, Fungi, Ascomycota, Pichiomycetes, Serinales, Metschnikowiaceae.
UGAAUCGCCUGACGACAUGGGCAAUCUUCAUGCAUCACUCUGGCACGGGGUAUCGGGACAACAGAGAGGGCGGGUGUGCAGGAUGCAAUUACAGGCCACGUCAGGAUUUUUUUGCUUAGAGGCAUCGGAAGGGCUCAAUUCCGCAGCAAGUAGUGGGGGAGGUCCUCCCGCGAUUUAGGGACGCCCAUUGGUAGCCGCGGCGACACUGCGACAUUGUGCGCAUGUCCGAGAUCACGUGCCGUGCCCUCGGUUCUGCCCUCGAGAUGCAUGGUAUCACCUGCCUCACUUCGGCCGAUGCGCCAAUGAGUCCAAACGCCCGAAACUGCAAUGAGACCGCACGCCCAAACUGUGGGGGCAGUUGGUGCAUGGAUUUGGCCUUCUUGGUUCAGAUCCUUACGCUACAUAAUUUCAGGGAACGCUCGUUAAUUUCCUUCAGUGCCGAUGGCAGCCAUCAAGGCAAAACCAGGAAAGCGUUUGUCCCAGCCAGCUACAUACUCCAUACAUGCAAGCCUUCUGACCUCAUCCAUUUAAGCUCUCUCGGACCUUAUUUCAUUAAGCUCCUAUGUGCGCGCUCCAGAAGGCACGUCUGUCGAACGGCUGGGUUUUAUGGUCUAGAAAGAGAGCAUUUUUUUUUGAACAAUGGCAUUGAAAAGUUCAUUAAUUAUAACUCCUUUCACGCUUGGCCGUACACUGAAUAUUCUCAUGCCCAAUAUCGUGCAAGUUUUUCCGGGUCAGAUUGCUAGUUUUUCGCGGCUCAUGAAUCUCGGUCGUGCAAAAGCAGACGCGCCUUGGCUCCCGGCCCAUAACUCCGUCGAUCCCCACGUCACGUGACCCCAAUAAAUCCGGACCACAGCUCAAUGUGCCAGAGUUGAAAACCCCAGCACGCGCCUGUGGCCCCAAAGCUACUUGCCUGAAUGUAGGACGAAAAAGAGAAAUCCCAAAACUCAAUUUCGAUUUCACGGGGUGAUGGCGCCAUAUCGCCUAGAGUUACCCAG